CGUCAAGCCCCGGAUUCCACCUCCCUGUAGGUGGACUGCCAGCGCAGGCCCUGACAACGCAGAGAAAGACACAGGACCCAGCUGGGCCAGUGACAGUAGGAGCUCCUGGUGCCACAGGAAUGGAAACUGUGACUCAUAAUAGUCAGCCAGCCAGUCAAUGAUUAUCCCCCCAGGCCCUGGCGCAUCAAGAUUUGCUGGCAGACACUAUUAGAAGUAAAAGCCACGUGUCCUCAAGAGGGCAAGGCAAGGCAUCUUCAGAUGUCUCUGCCCUUAAAGCACACGCGUUCUGCUCUGCGACGAAGCAGGACAAGGACAGGGACCUGCACCUCCGGAGGCCCGCACCUACGAAGAUAGCGGGCUCGGGACCUUCGGUGGACCCGCAGGGUUCCAGAGGCCCGCGCGCCGCCGCCCCGCCCUCAUUGCUGAGCCUGCCAGGUAAGCAGCCCCAGCGCCGUGCCCGCGCGACCUCUACUCCUUCCGGGAGGGUCGCGCUCACGUCUGAAGUGGGAGCAAUGCACCGGGACAGGGACACCUCCUAGGCCAUGCCUGUUCCAGUCCAGUUCUGCCUGAAAGUCCGGCUGGCUCAUCACCUGCUUAAAUAAAACCUUAUACGUGCAAACUUCCUCCGCAAGCAGCGCGCCGCAGGACCGGAAGUGACGCGUUACGUGCCCGCGUAUUCCUACCGGCGUAUUCCCGCUCUGCUUUUCGCCCGCCGUUCCGUGGCGGGAACUGAGGCGACUGUGGGGACAUCAGUGAUCGGUGAAGUACCAUGCAAGCAUUUCUUAAAGGUACAUCCAUCAGUACUAAACCCCCGCUGACCAAGGAUCGAGGAGUAGCUGCCACUGCGGGAAGUAGCGGAGAGAACAAGAAAGCCAAACCCGUUCCCUGGGUGGAAAAAUAUCGCCCAAAAUGUGUGGAUGAAGUUGCUUUCCAGGAAGAAGUGGUUGCAGUGCUGAAAAAAUCUUUAGAAGGAGCAGAUCUUCCUAAUCUCUUGUUUUACGGACCACCUGGAACUGGAAAAACAUCCACUAUUUUGGCAGCAGCUAGAGAACUCUUUGGGCCUGAACUUUUCCGAUUAAGAGUUCUUGAGUUAAAUGCAUCUGAUGAACGUGGAAUACAAGUAGUUCGAGAGAAAGUGAAAAAUUUUGCUCAAUUAACUGUGUCAGGAAGUCGUUCAGAUGGGAAGCCGUGUCCGCCUUUUAAGAUUGUGAUUCUGGAUGAAGCAGAUUCUAUGACCUCAGCUGCUCAGGCAGCUUUAAGACGUACCAUGGAGAAGGAGUCGAAAACCACCCGAUUCUGUCUUAUCUGUAACUAUGUCAGUCGAAUAAUUGAACCCCUGACCUCUAGAUGCUCAAAAUUCCGCUUCAAGCCUCUGUCAGAUAAAAUUCAACAGCAGCGAUUACUAGACAUUGCCAAGAAGGAAAAUGUCAAAAUUAGUGAUGAGGGAAUAGCUUAUCUUGUUAAAGUGUCAGAAGGAGACUUAAGAAAAGCCAUUACAUUUCUUCAAAGCGCUACUCGAUUAACAGGUGGAAAGGAGAUCACAGAGAAAGUGAUUACAGACAUUGCUGGGGUAAUACCAGCUGAGAAAAUUGAUGGAGUAUUUGCUGCCUGUCAGAGUGGCUCUUUUGACAAACUAGAAGCUGUGGUCAAGGAUUUAAUAGAUGAGGGUCAUGCAGCAACUCAGCUCGUCAAUCAACUCCAUGAUGUGGUUGUAGAAAAUAACUUAUCUGAUAAACAGAAGUCUAUUAUCACAGAAAAACUUGCCGAAGUUGACAAAUGCCUAGCAGAUGGUGCUGACGAACAUUUGCAACUCAUCAGCCUUUGUGCAACUGUGAUGCAGCAGUUAUCUCAGAAUUGUUAACGUGAAUAUAUCUGGAUGGGGGGGGUUUGUAAAUGAUGGGGUUGUAAUAAAAAUAAAAUGACCAAAAGCA
Gorilla gorilla gorilla (western lowland gorilla) is the source of this 1931-nucleotide messenger RNA. It is a transcript of the gene RFC4, whose product is annotated as replication factor C subunit 4. The transcript is spliced from 13 exons. The record is from RefSeq and is a predicted model, not a curated record. Bases 770 to 1861 code for a protein of 363 amino acids. Gene Ontology annotation, molecular function: DNA clamp loader activity; ATP hydrolysis activity; DNA binding. Lineage: Eukaryota; Metazoa; Chordata; Mammalia; Primates; Hominidae. Gene Ontology annotation, biological process: DNA repair; DNA-templated DNA replication. Gene Ontology annotation, cellular component: DNA replication factor C complex; nucleus.